Messenger RNA from Coregonus clupeaformis (lake whitefish), 1459 nucleotides. Its product is annotated as selenide, water dikinase 1. Lineage: Eukaryota; Metazoa; Chordata; Actinopteri; Salmoniformes; Salmonidae. Gene Ontology annotation, molecular function: ATP binding; selenide, water dikinase activity. The coding region runs from base 107 to 1285 and encodes 392 amino acids. Gene Ontology annotation, cellular component: cytoplasm. Gene Ontology annotation, biological process: L-selenocysteine biosynthetic process. The transcript is spliced from 10 exons. The record is from RefSeq and is a predicted model, not a curated record.
CCGAUUUACUCCAAAUGCAUUCUGGUACUGUCCCUUCUCUUGUUUCGGGAGACCCGCCGCUAAAGCAAAACCGGUUAUUGACUGAGGUCCCAAAGUGUCUCCAGCCAUGUCUGUCAGAGAGUCAUUUAACCCAGAGAGCUACGAGCUAGACAAGAGCUUCAGACUCACACGCUUCACUGAGCUCAAAGGAACGGGCUGCAAGGUGCCCCAAGAUGUGCUACAGAAGCUUCUAGAAGCCCUGCAGGAGAACCACUAUCAAGAGGAUGAACAGUUCCUUGGGGCCGUCAUGCCCAGACUUGGCAUUGGUAUGGACACCUGUGUCAUCCCCCUCAGACAUGGGGGCCUUUCUCUAGUCCAGACGACAGACUACAUCUACCCAAUAGUGGACGACCCCUAUAUGAUGGGGCGAAUUGCGUGUGCCAAUGUUCUAAGUGACCUGUACGCCAUGGGAGUGACGGAAUGUGACAACAUGUUGAUGCUACUGGGGAUCAGUAACAAACUGUCAGAAAAGGAGCGGGACAAGGUGAUGCCUCUAAUCAUCCAGGGGUUCAAAGAUGCAUCGGAGGAAGCAGGCACAUCUGUGACGGGGGGACAGACUGUUCUUAACCCCUGGGUGGUCCUGGGGGGGGUGGCCACCACCGUCUGUCAACCCAACGAGUUUAUCAUGCCAGACAACGCAGUGCCAGGAGAUGUGUUGAUUCUCACCAAACCUCUGGGGACUCAGGUGGCUGUGGCAGUACACCAGUGGCUGGACAUUCCUGACAAGUGGAAUAAGAUCAAGCUGGUGGUGACUCAAGAGGAUGUAGAGCUAGCUUAUCAGGAAGCUAUGAUGAACAUGGCCCGGCUCAACAGGACAGCGGCGGGUCUGAUGCACACCUUCAACGCUCACGCCGCCACUGACAUCACUGGCUUCGGGAUUCUGGGCCACGCCCAGACAUUGGCACGGCAACAGCGUAGCGAGGUCUCGUUCGUCAUUCACAACCUCCCUGUGCUCGCCAAGAUGGCCGCUGUGUCCAAGGCCUGCGGGAACAUGUUCGGACUCAUGCACGGCACCUGCCCCGAGACAUCAGGGGGUCUGUUGAUCUGUCUUCCCAGGGAGCAGGCAGCUCGUUUCUGUGCUGAGAUCAAAUCUCCUAAAUACGGCGAAGGCCACCAGGCUUGGAUCAUCGGCAUUGUGGAGAAGGGCAACCGCACCGCCCGCAUCAUCGACAAACCACGAAUCAUCGAGGUCGCUCCUCAGCUCUCCACACAGAAUGUCAACCCCACACCCGGCGCAACCUCAUAAUACCUCCCCCCUGCAAUGCAGACCGGAACCACAGAGCUCGGCCGAGUUUUUUUUUGACUCAUUCUAGAAAACCAUCCUAGAGUGUGUCAAAUGUAUACACGUACACUACCGUUCAAAAGUUUGGGGUCACUUAGAAAUGUCCUUGUUUUCUAAAGAAAAGCUCAAUUGGUAGAG